This is a messenger RNA of Gongylonema pulchrum, 1737 nucleotides long. NCBI's taxonomy places the organism in Eukaryota, Metazoa, Nematoda, Chromadorea, Rhabditida, Gongylonematidae. The record is from the annotation of a GenBank genome assembly.
AUGCAAGUGAUCGCAAAAGCUCUUGCUUGGCAUCCAGUUCAUGAAAGCUUGUUUGUGAGUGGUGGUGGUGACGGUUCACUGGCAUAUUGGCUUGUCAACAGUGGAAAGGAACUUGCUUUCCUGGAACAUGCACAUGAUCAAGCAAUAUGGUCUCUGGAAUGGCAUCCAUUAGGCCAUAUUCUUGCAUCUGGUUCAAAUGACAAUAAUACGAAGUUUUGGGCUAGAAAUCGACCAGGCGACACGCAGGAUGACAUUUUCGGAUUAGCGUCACUUCCUGGUCCAGUAGCGGUGCCAGCAAAGGAAACUAAGACGGAAAAAUCCGCAGAUGAAACGACAUUUGUGCCAGUAAUUCCAGGUAUGGGGCUAAACGAUGAUGUGUUCCUGGGUAUACAAAGAAAGGAUGCAAGAACGACUGUUGGUGGUCCACCAGUUGGAGGACCGUUACUUUUCCCAGAAGAUCCAAAUACGCGUCAGCAACAACCUCCACCAAAGAAAGCGCAGCGACAAUUCGAGCGCAUGUGGAAUGUCGCAAAACCAAGCGCCUCUGGAAACGAUGAUUUUGACGACGAGAUAUCUGAUGCAGCAGCAUUUCGUAGGUCCAAAAUAUCAUUGCUCGGUCCAACUCAACGUUCAUUGCUUGCUACGAAACAACAAGAUGAAGAACGGCGGCCGUCAGCAAGUCCUUCUGGCCAGGAACGAAGUAGUAGAAGACUUCAAAACAACGUGGACAAAACAAACGGUCUAGAGAAGGAAACAGCCGCGUCACCUGGCGCUGCAUCCACACAGAUGCCAUCAUCACUGCCAUCAUCUGCAGCAGCAGCAGCGUCUGUAGUUGUUCAGCAAUGGCCAAGUGUUACUGGAGCACCUCAGCCACCGAUUAUGCAACAAAUUAACGCGCAGCCCAAUGUAUUAAUGCCCCCUAUGACAGCACCACUAGCAGCAAUCGCGCAAUUAGGAGCUGCUGCUGGUAUUCCCUUCCCGCCGCUACCGAUGCCACCAGUUGUUGGCCCGUUGAUCUGGCCACCGCCACUUCCAGCUAACAUUGCACCCGCUCCUGCAACUUCUACGCAGAAUCAGGAUAUUGACUAUCGCACUGGUGCUCCGCCACUUCCGGUACCUCCUAUGCUGCCAGGAACUCCCAGUACCUCAUCGUCAGCAUCAGGUGAUGUGGAUCUCAGAAACCAGCAACCUUCGUCAUCGUCUUCGCAAACACAAAGUUGGCGGCCAGCAAACCCCUCCCCGGCAAGUCAGCCAACAAUUACCGAUGAAUUGCCAAGAGAUGCUGCUACAGGCGAAGUGCCGAUACACGAUCCUCGGAUGAGGCGAGGCGGAUCAAGGCCGAAUCUGAGCAGAAACAGUAACGAUGAGCGGCCGUCGGGAGGGGUUACGCUAGGGACACAAGUGCGUGAUCCACGAAGGAGGCCACAGCUUGGCGGUGCACAGACUGCCCUAAAGCAACAGGGCGUCGAUUAUGAUGGACGAUUCGAAGGUAGCCAAGCGCCCCAACGAGCAUGGAUGCCGAACAUCAAUGAAGUGAUAGACGGUCGAAUGAGUAGUGUCGCGCGACUGAGUCCCAAGCGCCGUGAUUUCGGUGGUCCCAGUGGUGAUUUCGACGAUCGUUUACCGCCACCGCAGCAAUACCUGCUACUUCAGCAACAGCAACAGUUAGCCGGCGGUGGGCCAAUGCGACGUGCAGCAGGCGAUAGCCGAGGUCGAGCCAGAAGAACAGCGUACUAG